This is a messenger RNA of Seriola aureovittata, 2658 nucleotides long. RefSeq names its product protein arginine methyltransferase 1 (gene prmt1). Gene Ontology annotation, cellular component: nucleus. The record is from RefSeq and is a predicted model, not a curated record. The transcript is spliced from 10 exons. NCBI's taxonomy places the organism in Eukaryota, Metazoa, Chordata, Actinopteri, Carangiformes, Carangidae. Gene Ontology annotation, molecular function: protein-arginine N-methyltransferase activity. Bases 63 to 1100 code for a protein of 345 amino acids.
CUUGUCGUGGGCGGGACCAAGGAAGACUCCUGGAAGCUCACGCAGCCAGGCAGAAGAUCGAAAUGGCGGCGCCAGCAGAGAGGAUGGAGGGGGAGAGCUCAGCCAAGCCUGCAGCUGAGGAUAUGACGUCAAAGGACUACUACUUUGACUCAUACGCCCACUUCGGCAUCCACGAGGAGAUGCUGAAAGACGAGGUUCGCACUCUGACAUACCGCAACUCCAUGUUCCACAACAAGCACCUGUUCAAGGACAAGGUGGUGCUGGACGUGGGCAGUGGGACGGGUAUCCUCUGCAUGUUUGCAGCCAAAGCCGGGGCCAAGAAGGUUAUAGGGAUCGAGUGCAGCAGCAUCUCAGACUACGCUGUGAAGAUCGUCAAGGCCAACAAGCUGGAUGACGUGGUGACCAUUAUCAAGGGGAAGGUGGAGGAGGUGGAGCUGCCUGUGGAAGGAGUAGACAUCAUCAUAUCAGAGUGGAUGGGUUACUGCCUCUUCUAUGAGUCCAUGCUCAACACAGUCAUUUACGCCAGGGAUAAAUGGCUGAAACCAGAUGGACUCAUCUUCCCAGACAGGGCGACGCUCUAUGUCACUGCCAUCGAGGACAGGCAGUACAAGGACUACAAAAUCCACUGGUGGGAGAACGUGUAUGGGUUUGACAUGUCGUGCAUCAAGGAGGUGGCAAUCAAGGAGCCCCUGGUUGAUGUGGUGGACCCGAAGCAGCUGGUCAGCAGCGCCUGUCUCAUCAAGGAGGUGGAUAUCUACACAGUGAAGGCGGAGGACCUGACCUUCACCUCCCCGUUCUGCCUGCAGGUGAAGAGGAACGACUACAUCCACGCUCUGGUCACCUACUUCAACAUCGAGUUCACCCGCUGUCACAAGAGGACCGGCUUCUCCACCAGCCCAGAGUCUCCCUACACCCACUGGAAGCAGACUGUGUUCUACCUGGAUGAUUACCUGACUGUGAAGACUGGAGAGGAGAUCUUCGGCACCAUCAGCAUGAAGCCAAACGUCAAGAACAAUAGGGACCUGGACUUCACCGUAGACAUCGACUUCAAGGGCCAGCUGUGUGAGAUGUCGAAGACGUCAGAGUACAGGAUGCGUUAGUGUCUCCUCCUUGUUAGUGUGUCUGUAGUAGAGGACAGGUGACGUGUGACUGGGAGUCUGUUCUAUAGUUUGACGCUCCCCUGCAGCAACAUUUUAAAGACUGUCGUUUUUUUUUUGUUUCCUUUCAUGUUCUUGUAUCAACAGUAACAGUAUUUAAAAGUUUUCACAUUCUUGGGGUCAAAGUGUGUUGCCGUGGUGAUUUCAUUGUGCAGUAGUCACUCAACAAAAUGUAUGUUUGACAUGUGCCUGGUGUUUGUGUCCAACAUCUUCCUGGGUUUUUCUUCUGUCCUUCUGCAUGUGUGAGAUCCAUCCAGAUAUGAGCUCACGGCCCCCACUCACAUGUCUGUGUGUGUGGUGUUACUGUCCAUUCACUUUGGCCCUUAGUGUGGUCCCUACGGGGCCCAGCCACCAGUCUGCCUCCUCCUCGUGUUAAUACAAACUGUAUGUAAGUGACAGAAGCUGUCGCCAGACACCUUCAGCCCUGUUCAGACCAAAAAUAGCCAUGUAUUAAAGUGAUGAUACAGAGGGUCUGUGUCGGUGUGAAUGUGGUGCUCCAGGAUCCAGAGUACAGACCAGGAAGUUAGUCCCGAUGUAGAGUUAGUACACACAGCCUGGUCUGACCCCAGUAGUGUGUUUACUAACAUUUAAUCAGCACAGUAUUGCUGAAGAACAAGACUGUGUUAACUGGCUCUAACCCAAACUAAUAAGAAAAAAAAACAGCAGUCAGGCCCAGAACAUAAAGACCAGGUCUUCAUCAUUGAUCCUAACUUGCAUCUGAAUGUUUUAGUUGUUUCUGCAGCCCAUCAGGGUCUGAGACUGGGACUGAGGGGAGCUGCAGGAGCUCAAAGCCACCCAGCUUCAUUUAACCAGUCUGUGCAGCACAAACCUCCUGUCUGUCCACACAGCUUCAACAUUAAAUCCAACACAGUUCAUCUGGAUGUUUACCAGAUGUGAGCAGCUCCUCUGUUUCCUGUGCGCAGUGCAUUGUGGGAGAACAGUGUGUUAACAGCGCAGUUUAGAGUAUUGUCCUGGCUGCUGUGAGUAAACUUAAUGUUGUACUAACAACCUGCUUACAUCCAGGAUGUAGGACGCAUUUAGGACACAGCAUUCAGUCAGACCUGAAGGGGGGGGGGGGCUGCUGCAGACCUGCACCUCUUUGUUGUUGGGCAUUCAUCAUGUGUAACAGCUAGAUUGCAGCAUUUGUACUGCACCAGCUACCUUCCUCAUUUGGCUUAUAUCAGACCACACACCUGAGCAUGAAAACUAAUUUACUGCUGGACCUGAACAGAGACAGGGCCUGGUGGGUCCAGAUCCUGAGGCCUGGUUCCAGCUGGCUUCACAGCUCUGUCAGGUGUCCUGGAGCCUGUGUGUGUCUGCGGCUGCUGAGUGUGAACCAUGGUUACCAUGCUGACACUCAACAGAUAGCUCUGACUCAACACUUUGAUUUUUCUCUUUUUGUAUUUUAUUUUGUUGUCUGCUGCUUUUUUUUGUUUUUUGUUUCUUUUUUUUUUUAAAUAAAACUAAUAAACUGUAACUGUAACUUUCCUUUCAUCUGCUA